UCCGGGGAGAGCGGAUAUAGUGAAUGCAGGGUCCAGGGGAGACCAGAUAUAGUGAAUGCAGGGUCCGGGGAGACCGGAUACAGUGAAUGCAGGGUCCUGGGAGACCAGAUAUAGUGAAUGCAGGGUCCGGGGAGACCGGAUAUAGUGUAUGCAGGGUCCGGGGGGAGAGCAGAUAUAGUGAAUGCAGGGUCCGGGGAGACCAGAUAUAGUGAAUGAAGGGUCCGGGGAGACCAGAUAUAGUGAAUGCAGGGUCCGGGGAGACCAGAUAUAGUGAAUGCAGGGGUCCGGGGAGAGCAGAUAUGGUGAAUGCAGGGUCUGGGGAGUCCAGAUAUAGUGAAUGCAGGGUCCGGGGAGACCAGAUAUAGUGAAUGC
Messenger RNA from Staurois parvus, 372 nucleotides. The record is from the annotation of a GenBank genome assembly. Lineage: Eukaryota; Metazoa; Chordata; Amphibia; Anura; Ranidae.